This is a messenger RNA of Puccinia triticina, 882 nucleotides long. RefSeq lists its product as uncharacterized. The record is from RefSeq and is a predicted model, not a curated record. Lineage: Eukaryota; Fungi; Basidiomycota; Pucciniomycetes; Pucciniales; Pucciniaceae. The transcript is spliced from 2 exons. Bases 1 to 882 code for a protein of 293 amino acids.
AUGAUUACUGCCGGUUAUCUCGAAGUGCUACCGCAUGUACCUUGGGAAGCGGAGUGUUGCGGUUGGGGCUUCUCUCAAUACGCGGAUUAUGAAGACCAUCUUGCCAAUUCUCCUCAUCACCACUACUACGGACUAUGUGAGAUACACAUCGAAUCCGAACGGUCCCAGCAAGCUCAUCUCUCUGCAAGGCGUAAAAUCUGCCGAUGGUGCCGAACAGACGUUGGCGACAACCUUACUUUUCACCAUCAGGCAUGUCACAUGCAGUGUGUGAGAUGUGACCGGUGGCACGCCGACCGCGCCGAACUUGAACGCCAUCUCUCAAAAGAUCAUGCCGAUGUGUUUUGUGCGCCAUGCAAAGUGCUGUUCGCGCAGCCCAACGAAUUGGCGAUGCAUCGCAGGUCCUCAGUCCAUCAACCAAAGGCUGUCAGAUGUCCCCAUCGCGCUUGCCUUAAGACAUUUGUGAACACUCCAGCACUUGUUGCGCAUUUCGAAGCCGGUAUCUGUCAAUCUGGAGUGACGCUGGAACACGUAGAUGAUCACUUCGCAUACGAUUGCGACCAUCAACAACUAUUUGUCAGAAGGGAAUCGAUCUUUGCCAAACGUCGCUGGUCAAUUCCCACUCACUAUGGUCCAUUCCAAUGUCCGUGCUGCCCUAAAGCAUUCGACUAUCACGGCCAGCUCUUAUCCCAUCUCGACUCUCCCAGACAUAAGAACCACGACCAGAAGGCAUACGUCUGUCCUUCCGCACGCUGCGGAAUAGCCCAUUUUUAUUCCCUCUCCGCCUUGCUAUUGCAUCAAGAAACUGGCAAUUGUGAAAUGGGACAUCGACGGCAACUGUCCCAAUUAGUCAACCGUUUGCUCAACAUCAUCACGCAGCUCUGA